Molecule: messenger RNA, 1677 nt
Organism: Phytophthora nicotianae INRA-310
Lineage: Eukaryota; Oomycota; Peronosporomycetes; Peronosporales; Peronosporaceae
Exons: 1
Coding region: 172-1458 (428 amino acids)
Source: RefSeq, a predicted model, not a curated record
CACCACUCGAACCUGUUGCCGUGGCGUGAAAGCCUUGCUGCCGACAUCGUGGAAAUCCCGGAAGCGAAAGGUGGCGGCCUCGACGUAAAGGAGCUGGAGCGCCAGUUGAAAAACUACAGCAGUCGUAAACUCAAGAUCGGCACCUUUACUGCAGCUGCGAACCUCACCGGCAUGCUUAUGGAUGUCAAUAAGAUCUCGAGGUUACUACACAGACACGGCGCCUUGGCCUGCUGGGAUUAUGCUACCUGUGCACCGUACGUUGAUAUCGACAUGAACCCGAGUGAUCCUCUAGCGUACAAGGACGCUAUCUUUUUCUCGGGUCACAAGUUUGUAGGUGGACCGGGAUCUCCUGGUGUGCUGGUCGUCAAGAAAAAGCUCAUGACGAACGAGGUGCCGACGAUGCCUGGGGGCGGCACCGUGCUCUUUGUUACCGAGAAGGCGCACAGCUACCUGGACGACACGGUCGAACGGGAAGAAGGCGGUACACCAGAUAUCUUGGGCAGCAUUCGACUUGGUCUGGCGUUCGCGCUCAAGCAACGUGUCGGAUCCAAGAAGAUCAUGGCCCAGGAACGUUGCCACGUACAGCGCGUGCGUGAAUCGCUGGGUGGGAACAAGCACAUUGUGCUACUUGGUCGUCACAACGACAAGGUGGACCAGCUACCCAUCUUCUCGCUGAUGGUCCGCUACGGCGACCGCUUCCUCCACCACAACUUUGUGUGUGCACUGCUUAAUGACCUGUUCGGUGUUCAGGCUCGUGGCGGCUGCCAAUGUGCCGGUCCGUUCGGAGCUCGUCUGCUCGGGGUUAGUAAAGAGCACACGAUCGCUUUGGGAAAUGCCUUUGUGGAGAAGGAUGAAGUGAUUAAACCGGGUGUUGUACGCAUGAGUUUUCCCUAUUUUGUCGACGAUGCUGAAGUCGAGUACAUUCUAGACGCGAUGAACUUUGUGGCCGACCACGGCUGGAAGUUCCUGCCACAGUACGAGUUUGACAUUCAUUCGGCAGCGUGGCGUCAUACCUCGCGCUCUAAGGAUAACCUCCCGACCAAGAGCUGUCUGUCUGAGCUGCAGUUCUUCAGUGACGGCACCAACAGCACGUCAACAUCUGAAGAACCUAUUCGCAGCAUUGCAGCUCACCGCCGUGAAAACCUCGAACAGGCCGCACUUCAGGCGGAUGCCUGUAUGAAGGAGGCAGCGUUGCUCGAUUCCUUCCCAGAGGGGCAAAAGGUGCUCAAGAGCCACGAAUGGCUGCGUUGGUUUGUCUAUCCGUACGAGGCCGUCGCGGACUACAAGAAGAACGGAGAUAAAGUCGCGCUUACUGACAAGAUUACGGGUCCGUGUCAACCGCAACUCUACCUGGAGGACGCGAUGAACCACAUUUGGGACGGUACGCCGUCCAUGUCCAAACUGAAAAGGAGUCGCAUGGGACGGCUGAUGCUUCGUCAUUACAUGCCGACCCCUUGAACACAACGGAAUGAGGUCUUGAAGCAAGAGACCAAGAAUUAGAAAGGUGUUGUGACGCCGGCCAGCGCCGCGUAUCAACGGAGUGUGUUACAUAGUUGGAGCGGGAUGAAUGCAAGUCUCGCCGACGAUACUAUUCGGGUAGCCUAAUUGUAGCAAACGUAUAAAAGUCGUGUUGCCGAUUGAAUCGAUGAACUUGAACAUGUACCGUUGAUGUUGGCC